Messenger RNA from Brassica napus (rape), 552 nucleotides. RefSeq lists its product as uncharacterized. The transcript is spliced from 3 exons. NCBI's taxonomy places the organism in Eukaryota, Viridiplantae, Streptophyta, Magnoliopsida, Brassicales, Brassicaceae. The record is from RefSeq and is a predicted model, not a curated record. The coding region runs from base 1 to 552 and encodes 183 amino acids.
AUGACUCCACUUGUGCAAGAAACUAGAGUUGCUGGAGAAGAUGAAUGUUUAACCCUGAAAGUUUUGAUUAGAAAGUUUGACAGGGAGAUUCUUUAUGCUGAGUGUAGAGAAGAUUUUGUUGAUUUUCUUUUCAGCUUUCUUGCCAUCCCGCUUGAGUUUGCGUGGGAACUCUCUAUUGACAAUGCCAACCUUGGAUGUGUUGGGAAUUUACGCAGAAGCGUUAAAGAGCUGAGCUUCGAGAAGCAAAAAGAAGCCACAAUUUCCAAAUGUGUUCUUCCUCAUUGCUACAGCUUCCGCGCACAACUUCUUGUUGUUGUAUCUCCAGUUUCUGCUAGUGUUGGACACGCGAAGAGAGAAACAAACUUCAUAGUGUCAGAUGAUCUGGUUGUCGCUCCUAUGAACUCAUCUUCAACCGUUUCAUUAUUAAGCAAGUUGCAACUGAGCAUUGGUAAUAUUGAGGAGCACGCAAUCAUCAUACUUAGAGCUUCCUUGAUCACAACCUCUACUAUAACCAAUGGAUUCUCAAACUUCCUAUCUAAGAUGAAGUCAUAA